UUAUUGUUGUUGUUGGUUGGCACUAUGUCAGGCAUUGCUAACAUGCAUAAAUAUACAUUAUAUUUAUAGCAUCAGAGGUAAGAGGAGGAGGAGGAGGAGGAAGGAGGAGAGAGAGGUGGUCAGCAAUAUUUGAUGAGACCCCGGGGAUGACAAUGAAUAUUUUUUUCUUUUUAACUUCUUUUUUUAGUCUCAAACUUUUCCACUUUCUUUUUCGCUCGGUGCCAUCAUCAUACCAAGGUCAGCAAACAAGAGAUAUUUCUCGGAGCGAAAAGGAGAAAGGAAUUCUCGGCCAACGCAGGCUCGCAGAAAGUGCUCUCAAGGAAAGGCAAAAGAGUGGAGUGGAGUGGAGUGGGGAGAGUUUGAAAAUAAUGAUAAUAAGGACUUUCUGCCAGCUUGUUUUCCAACGUGGCAGAUCGACACCUAGGUUGAGGCGUUUUUGCCUGAAUUCGUG
This is a messenger RNA of Blastomyces gilchristii SLH14081, 451 nucleotides long. RefSeq lists its product as uncharacterized. The transcript has 2 exons. Lineage: Eukaryota; Fungi; Ascomycota; Eurotiomycetes; Onygenales; Ajellomycetaceae. The record is from RefSeq and is a predicted model, not a curated record. The annotation marks the transcript as partial.